AUGGUGGAGGCGGGUGGCGCACGACGCCACCGAAUGACUCUCGAAUCCGGAGAUCACACACUUACGCUCUUCGCUUAUAGAACUGGACCAUUUAAAACGGUUUUGUUCUAUGUUCUAACAUUUCUGACACUUGGAAUAUUUCGACUAAUUCUUCACUGGAAACAAAAAUGGGAUGUCAAAGUGCGGAUGGUGCCUUGUACUUUCGAAUCAGCGGAAUACAUAUAUAUUGUUGAUAACCACAACGUCACCGAGUUACAACCUGUACUGCGGAAACCCAAUGUAAUGAUUCCUUCUGCAAAUGGUGAAAUGCAAAAAUCGGCAGAACUACGAUGGUUUGUGUUUCGGAAGUUGGAGUAUAUCUGGAUAGAUAAUACGGAUUCUGAAGAGACUGCUGAUGAAUCUGAUUGCUGUUGGAAGACGUCUUUUGAUAUCGCCAAUCAAAUUCCUUGCCGAUCACUAUUAUCUGUUUCUGAAGGUAACUCUGGAUUGUCUUCUUCUGAAAUCUCAAGACGAUUGGAAUUCUAUGGAAGAAACGAAAUCGUAGUUCAACUGCGUCCGAUUUUGUAUCUGCUUUUCAUGGAGGUCAUCACCCCAUUCUACGUUUUUCAAAUUUUCAGUGUGACUGUUUGGUACAAUGACGAAUAUGCAUAUUACGCAUCGCUUAUUGUGGUUCUUUCACUUGCAUCAAUUGUUAUGGAUGUUUAUCAAAUUAGAUCACAAGAAAUACGUCUUCGAAGUAUGGUUCAUUCUACAGAAAGUGUUGAAGUGAUACGAGAUGGAAAAGAAAUGACAAUAGGAAGUGAUCAAUUGGUCCCGGGAGAUAUUCUUCUCAUUCCACCGCACGGAUGUCUGAUGCAAUGCGAUUCAGUUCUAAUGAAUGGCACGGUAAUAGUUAACGAAAGCGUGCUAACUGGAGAGUCUGUUCCUAUUACCAAAGUUGCCCUUACUGAUGAAACUCACGAUUCCAUAUUCAAUAUUGAGAAAAACUCUAAAAAUGUACUGUUCUGUGGAACUCAAGUUCUUCAAACACGUUUUUAUCGAGGAAAGAAAGUGAAGGAGAUGUUGGAGCGGGGCCUGCUGGAGCUUGUGGAGCGACAUCAUGAGCUGGAGCAGCUGAUUCUUCGUAUCCUCCAGGAGCGGGAUAAGAUGCUGCUGGUGGUGGAGCUUCUUUGUAAUCUCCCUCAUCAUAUGCUCCACGAGCUUGUCGUCUGGCAUGGAACACAGAUCCAAGAGCAUUUGAUUGAAUAUGCAUUAUUUCUCUCCACAUGUCAUCAAGGUCUUUCUGCAAAAAUCAGAAAAAAUAUGAAAAAGUUGGUCAACUGA
This is a messenger RNA of Caenorhabditis remanei, 1323 nucleotides long. RefSeq lists its product as uncharacterized. Gene Ontology annotation, biological process: intracellular calcium ion homeostasis; polyamine transmembrane transport. The transcript has 9 exons. Gene Ontology annotation, molecular function: P-type transmembrane transporter activity; polyamine transmembrane transporter activity. The coding region runs from base 1 to 1323 and encodes 440 amino acids. Lineage: Eukaryota; Metazoa; Nematoda; Chromadorea; Rhabditida; Rhabditidae. Gene Ontology annotation, cellular component: membrane. The record is from RefSeq and is a predicted model, not a curated record.